Molecule: messenger RNA, 496 nt
Organism: Leptonychotes weddellii (Weddell seal)
Lineage: Eukaryota; Metazoa; Chordata; Mammalia; Carnivora; Phocidae
Source: RefSeq, a predicted model, not a curated record
AUGGCGACUGUCAUUCACAACCCCCUGAAAGCGCUUGGGGACCAGUUCUACAAGGAAGCCAUUGAGCACUGCCGCAGCUAUAACUCGCGACUCUGCGCAGAGCGCAGUGUGCGCCUCCCCUUCCUGGACUCGCAGACCGGGGUGGCCCAGAACAACUGCUAUAUCUGGAUGGAGAAGAGGCACCGCGGCCCAGAAGUGGAGCUGCCCCUGAAGAAGGAUGGCUUCACCUCAGAAAGCACCACCCUGGAAGCCUUGCUCCGGGGUGAGGGUGUGGAGAAGAAGGUGGAUGCCAGAGAAGAGGAAAGCAUGCAGGAAAUACAGAGGGUUUUGGAAAAUGAUGAAAAUGUAGAAGAAGGAAAUGAAGAAGAAGAUUUAGAAGAAGAUAUCCCCAAGCGCAAGAAUAGGACCAGAGGACGGGCCCGUGGCUCGGCAGGUGGCAGGAGGAGGCACGACGCUGCCUCUCAGGAAGACCAUGACAAACCUUACGUCUGUGACA